UUGGAAGAAUAUCGAGUGACGUCUGAAGAAACUCAACUCUGGCCGGAGAAGUGAGCCGAGGAGGGCGGAAAACUGUCUUCCCGAUCGUUGUAUUGUUGGCUUAUUCCAUGGAAUGUUUAAUGACGCCAUCUAUCGGGAAAUCCCCGAACCGGGAGAGGAAGGGGGCUGCCCAAGACAGCAGAUGGGGCGCUGAUGAUAACCAACACGGGUUACAGGAAAGUUUGACCUAGAUCGGAAGAGUCUCCCUGGCUGAUUCUCCACGUCUCUCUAGGCUUCCCGUCCCUGCCUCUCGUGGGUGCUUAUGGAGCCAGUUGCUUCUCUGCAUUUCUCCUUGCCACGCUCCCUUCUCUUCUUCCACCUCCUCAACUUGUUUGCAGCGGUCUCAGUCCAAUUUACUGUCCUGGGACCAGCUGAUCCAAUCCUGGCCAUGGUGGGAGAAGACACCAAGUUACACUGCCACCUGUCACCUGAGAAAAACGCUGAGGGCAUGGAGGUGCGAUGGUUCCGGACGCAGUUCUCCCCUGCAGUGUUCGUGUACAAGGGCCAGCGAGAGAGAACGGAGGAGCAGAUGGAGGAGUACCGGGGAAGAACAACCUUUGUGAGCGAAGCUAUCAGCAAAGGGAGCGUGGGGCUGAUCAUACACAACGUCACAGCCCGCGAAAACGGCAUCUACCGCUGUUAUUUCCAAGAAGGCAGAUCCUACGACGAGGCCAUCAUGCACCUGAUGGUGGCAGGCGUGGGUUCUAAGCCUGUUAUUGAAAUGACGGGCCACGAGGAUGGAGGCAUCCGGCUGGAAUGUACAUCUGUAGGGUGGUACCCAGAGCCCCGUGCCGUGUGGAGAGACCCUUAUGGCGAGAUCAUGCCCCCCCUGGAGGAGGCUUACACUACGAACGCAGAUGGCCUCUUCAUGGUCACCAUGGCUGUGAUCAUCUGGGACCAGUCUGUGAGAAACGUGACCUGCUCCGUCAACAAUACCCUGCUCAACCAGGAGAAGGAAACUGUGAUUUUCAUUCCAGAAUCCUUUAUUCCCAGCACAUCUCCCUGGAUGGUGGCCCUGACUGUCAUUCUGCCUUCUCUGCUCGUCCUCAUCGCUGGGACCAUCUGUCUCAUCAAGAAACUCCAAAUGGAAAAAAAGAUUCUGUCCAUGCAAAUAGAGGUUGAAAAUGAAGAGAAAGAAAUUGCACGUAAGGAACUGGGGAAAGAACGUGUGGAAAAAGAGAAAGAACGUCAAAUAAAAGAGCAACUUCACGAAGAACUGCGAUGGAGAAGAAGCCUCUUGCAUGCGGCUGAUGUGGUCCUGGACCCAGACACCGCUCAUCCCGAGCUCUUCCUGUCAGAGGACCGGAGAAGUGUGAGACGGGGUCCCUCCAGGCAGAGCAUGCCUGACAACCCAGAGAGAUUUAACUGUCAGCCUUGUGUCCUGGGCCUAGAGAACUACUCCUCAGGGAGACACUACUGGGAGGUGGAGGUCGAAAACGUGAUGGUUUGGGCUGUGGGUGUUUGUAGAGACAGUGUUGAGAGGAAAGGGGAAGCCCUACUGGUUCCUCAGAACGGCUUCUGGACCCUGGAGAUGUUUGAGAACAAGUACCGCGCCCUGUCCUCCCCGGAGAAGAUUCUCCCCCUGAAAGAGCGCCUUCGCCGGCGUUUACAGGGGCGCAGGGGGUCACAGUGCCUGAGGGCGGCCUGGUCCUUCACAGGGCAGAGACCCACCGCAGCCUCCAGGACCAAUUCCCCCGUCUCAGAGCCAAGUAGAGAACCCAGGCCACCUCUACUACCACAGCACAGCACCCCCUGGAGGAAAACCACCCUCCUUCCUUCUGGUCACGGAAGAGAAUCUCCUCCAGAGGUCCCCUGGACACCUCCUCAAGCCCCAGCCCCAUCUCUCCUUCAUUAGGCUAUUGCUUUAGUAACCCAUUUGCACGUAACGAUGGGGCAGGGGCCAGUCUCAGGAACACGAGUGCUGCCACAUGGCUCCCAACCAAGAAGUGUGAGAAAGUGACAGGCAGAAAACCGGUUGCUUUAACGUCAGAGUGACACAUUCAGCCUGAGACUGGAAUUGACAUCAGAUACUGUGGAUUUGGGGCGAGGAUGCACUAGGAUGUAAGAGGGGAGUGGGAACCACAGAUGGAAGUCAGAGAUAGAGGAAGUGAGACCUGAGAGGUGGGCCGAGGCUAUGGAUGUGGUUAAGCCCCACCAUUACAGCUAAGGGGUCCCAGGAGCUGAUGGUCCAUUUCCAACCCACCCCCAAGAUUUCCAGGGCAUACAGUAAACCUCCCCAGGCCUAGAUCCGUAUGAGGGAGGACGAAGGAUGAGGAUACUUCUGGAUGUGGCCUGGCUCAGGUGUCCCUACAAUAAACAAGGUGUCAGUACUUAGUUAUUGAGAGUGGCCUAAGGUUUAAGGUCCCAGCUGAGCAGGUAAGCAUUGGACCAAGUGCAUCUCAAGGUUCAGGUUCAGUGGGGAGAGCAGUGCUUUCCUGCUUUUUGGCCUCAGGAUGCCUUUAGACACUUAAAAAUUACUGAGGACCCUAAAGAGCUUUUGCUCAUUUGGGUUAUAUAUCUAUCAAUAUUUGUGGCAUUAGAGAUUGGAACUGAGAAAUGUUUAAAAUGUAUUUAUUUAUUAAUUUAUAUUAAAAAUAGCAACAAGCCAAUUAUAGGUUAAUAUAAAAAAAAUUUCAUGAAAAAUAACUGUCUGUUGUUUCCAAUGCAAAAUAAAGUUUAUUGAGAAGUGUGGUAUUUCUUUUGCAAAUCUAAUGUCUGGCUUCUCUAAGGUGGCUAGAUCCUCACAUCUGCCUCUGUAUUCAGUGCUGGGAUAUCACAGGUCAUGUAGGCUCUAAAAAAUGUAACUGUACACUAGUGAGAGAGUGAGAGCAAAAAUGAAAAAUAAUAUCUUAGUAUCAUUAUUAUGGAAUAGUAUUAAUCUUGUAGACUCUUUGCAAGUAUUACAGGGACCACCCAGAAAUC
This is a messenger RNA of Physeter macrocephalus (sperm whale), 2961 nucleotides long. RefSeq names its product butyrophilin subfamily 2 member A2. The record is from RefSeq and is a predicted model, not a curated record. Gene Ontology annotation, molecular function: signaling receptor binding; ubiquitin protein ligase activity. Gene Ontology annotation, biological process: innate immune response; protein ubiquitination; T cell receptor signaling pathway. Gene Ontology annotation, cellular component: external side of plasma membrane; cytoplasm. Lineage: Eukaryota; Metazoa; Chordata; Mammalia; Artiodactyla; Physeteridae. The coding region runs from base 302 to 1894 and encodes 530 amino acids. The transcript is spliced from 8 exons.